Calypte anna (Anna's hummingbird) is the source of this 1690-nucleotide messenger RNA. RefSeq names its product phosphorylase kinase catalytic subunit gamma 1 (gene PHKG1). Gene Ontology annotation, biological process: glycogen biosynthetic process; protein phosphorylation. The transcript is spliced from 10 exons. The record is from RefSeq and is a predicted model, not a curated record. Gene Ontology annotation, molecular function: ATP binding; phosphorylase kinase activity; calmodulin binding. The coding region runs from base 461 to 1627 and encodes 388 amino acids. Gene Ontology annotation, cellular component: phosphorylase kinase complex. NCBI's taxonomy places the organism in Eukaryota, Metazoa, Chordata, Aves, Apodiformes, Trochilidae.
ACCCUCCGGGGGAGGGGAUGGGGGGCUGGCUCAGACAGGAACCACACCGGCGAUCGAUCUCCGGGCCCAGCCCCGCGCAGGGAAGGGUUAAGCCGUGCGGUACCUCCGAGGAACUCCCCGAAUCUCCGCGUAUCCUGCGCGGCUCUUCCUCCGCCCGCUCCCCCCCUCCCCCGCUCCUCAGCCACAGCCCGGGGGGGAAACCUCACCUCAGGCCGCGGCCCGACAUGGCCGCCCGCCGCCCGCCCCUGCCAAGUCGCGUUGCGCUUUAUUUUUGGCUCGGGGGCGGCCGGCAGCCCUGAGAGAGCCGCAGCUCCCCGGCACACAGGCCCUCGGCCCUCCCCGGCCUCUCCCCUUCGCCCGCCAUCGCCCGGGGCCCGGGGGGGGUGGUGGUGACAGACCCUGCAGCGAGCACUUUCGCACCAGCAGACGAGCCCGGAGUGCCACCAGGAAGGAAUCAGAGAUGACCAGGGAAGAGGACCUACCAGACUGGAACUCGUCCCAGGAAUUUUAUGAAAAAUAUGAGCCGAAGGAGAUUUUGGGCAGGGGGGUGAGCAGCAUUGUCCGUCGGUGCAUCCACAAAACCACCCGUCAGGAGUAUGCAGUGAAGAUCAUCGACAUCACAGCGGGGAACAUUUCCCCCAAGGAGGUGCAGGAGCUUCGGGAAGCCACCACUAAAGAGAUCGACAUUCUCCGGAAGGUCUCAGGCCACCCCAAUGUCAUCCAGCUGAAGGACAGCUAUGAAUCCAGCACCUUCUUCUUCUUGGUGUUUGACCUGAUGAAGAAAGGGGAGCUCUUUGACUACCUCACUGAGAAAGUCACCUUGAGUGAGAAGGAAACAAGGAAGAUCAUGCGUGCACUGCUGGAAGUGAUCCAGUACCUCCACUCCAUCAACAUUGUUCACCGUGACCUGAAGCCAGAGAACAUUCUCCUGGAUGAUGACAUGAACAUUAAGCUGACAGAUUUUGGCUUCUCCUGCCAGCUGCGUGAGAAUGAGAAGCUCAAAGAGAUCUGUGGCACACCUGGCUACCUGGCCCCUGAGAUCCUGCAGUGCUCCAUGGAUGACGAGCACCAAGGCUACGGGAAGGAGGUUGAUAUGUGGAGCACUGGGGUGAUCAUGUACACCUUGCUGGCUGGCUCCCCUCCCUUCUGGCACCGCAAGCAGAUGCUGAUGCUGCGGAUGAUCAUGAAUGGGGAUUACCAGUUCAGCUCCCCGGAGUGGGACGACCGCUCGGACACCGUCAAGGACCUGAUCUCCAGGUUCCUGGUGGUUGACCCACGGCAGCGGUACACGGCUGAUGAGGCGCUGGCCCACCCCUUCUUCCAGCAGUAUGAUGCAGAGGAGGUCCGGCACUUCAGCCCCAUCCAGAAAUUCAGGGUGAUCGGCUUGACCGUCCUGGCAUCCGUCCGAAUUUACUACCACUACCGGAUGACCAAAUCUGUCACCAGGGACCUGGUGGUCAGAGACCCCUACUCCCUGAAGCCCAUCCGCAAACUGAUCGACGCCUGUGCCUUCAGGACCUACAGGCACUGGGUGAAGAAGGGGGAGGCACAGAACAGAGCUGCCCUCUUUGAGAACACCUGCAAGGCCGUCCUGCUGACCCUGGCAGGAGAGGAAGGGCUGUUUUGAUCUCCCUGCUGUGUAUGCCCAUGGGUUUGCUCAGUUAAGCCGAGUAAAAUCUUUGAAAACCAA